UUGGGGCAAAUGCGUCUGACGUCGCAGCAACGAAAGAAAACAACAAAAAAUAUGUUAAAUUUACAAAUGUUUACGUGAAAAUCCGAACAAACAAGGAAUGUAAAAAUAAUUCGCGCUGCAAAAUAGAAAACUCACUUGUAAAUUGUUAAUUGUUGCCAUUAAUUGCGGCAGAAGUGAAGACUGAAAAAAAAGAAAAAAAUUAACCAAAAAUAGGCACAGUGCGCUGAUUGUUGUUGAGUCAAAUCAAAAGUGCGACAAAUUCUCGCAUUCAGUUGCAUUUUCAGUUUCAUUUUCAUUUUCAGUUUUGUAUUUGUUUAUUUCGGUCUCGGUUUAAUUUCGGUCGCCUGACAAUCUCCAAAUCGACUUAAAAAAAAAAUAAAAAAAAUAAACGUACACAACAACGGGGCAUUUAAUUAAAUAAAUCGCAAUCAUUAGUCAACGGCCUGUUAUUUCCAGCCGCCAAAUCGGACAUUAUAUCGGACAUUCUAUAUACUAUAUAGCACAUUUCGAGAGAUCAAAUCUGGCGAGAGAAAACACAGAACAGGAAACAAUUGAAAUCAUCUGAGAAAACGGGAAUAGUUAUACAGAUGGAAUCUCUACUGAUAGGAUGCCUCUCCUUGCUUUUAUAGGCUAACGAGUUCCUGAAAACCACAUCUUCUAGCUAAUCGAAACAAUCGAGAAUCGAGUAUCGAGUAUCGAUGAUUCACACACUCCACUGAUGGAUCCAAAGCGGAAGAGUCUUCCCAUCCGGAACGGAAAAUUCCGGAAUGGUAGCCACUUUGGAUUGCCAAUUUGUGGGAGAAAACAAAUAAAACAGUUUGCCCAGUCUGUCCAUCUGCGUCAUUGCGAAAAAAAACACUUGUCGCCCACUUGUUGGCGAAGUGGGCGUGGCCGGAGGUGUGCUGACACACAAACAAUUGCGGGCGCAGAACAUGGAUCUGAAAAUGGAGCUGGGCGGCUACGUGCACUCCGCGCCCAACACCAAGCGCUUCGUCGUGGAGGACUCCAUUACCAAGGUGACCUCCGAUGGGGAGCCGCACGGCAUGAUGACCAUGGUGGCCGGAUUGUCCGGCCUUUUGGCGGCCAUCAUCAUUCUGGCCGUCCUUGUGUCCAUGGUAUCUUGUCGCAAGCAGAAGAGCAACAACCGGAAGAGCAAUUCCUCCGCCAAUGUGGUGGCCAUGACCAGUGUGGCGCAGGAUCAGCCCCAGUUGGCCGGUAACUUGAACGCAGCGUUCGCUGAGAGCACUCUGACCUUGGACAAGGUCAAGCAGGGCACGGAGGACCAGUGGCGACCCACAGCCGUGGUGGUGGAGCGGUACUAGUGGGAGCACCAAGCACCAAACACCACCGCCAACCAGCGGCACAUGGGCACGUGAUGUUUAUUGUAAACGUUUGAGACUGACACUUAGCCUAAGGAUUUCCAUCACCAUCUUAUAUCUAUAUAAAAUAUGACACCUUUUUUUUUUGCUUGUUAAAUAUUAUACUACUAUACUAUAAAAUAUGUGAAAAUAUAUAUUUGUUAGAAUUAAAGGGAAAACUGUAAAGCUAUUUCACAUUUUCCAGAGAAAGAUGAGAUUUGUGCACGUUUUGGAUUCAUUGACAAGCACUAUAUGUUCAUCCACAAAAACACAAACAAUUCAACCAAAUGGAUCAAUAUAUUCGUAUGCAGCUGCGUACAUGUGUGGUAUAAAAUAUAGUAUACAAAAAAA
Drosophila mauritiana is the source of this 1709-nucleotide messenger RNA. RefSeq lists its product as uncharacterized. The transcript is spliced from 5 exons. NCBI's taxonomy places the organism in Eukaryota, Metazoa, Arthropoda, Insecta, Diptera, Drosophilidae. The coding region runs from base 933 to 1322 and encodes 129 amino acids. The record is from RefSeq and is a predicted model, not a curated record.